AUGGUGAUAGAUACGGGAUCUAACAUUACAAUUUUGAGACCGGACGUAUUGGGGCGAGUUUCGAAAGACGUAGACAUUGAUGUACAGCCAGUAGACAGUUUAUUACAGACAGUAACCGGUGAAACAACACCAGUACAAAGUCGUGGUAAGCUCGCUUUUCAGGUUGGAAAUUUGAAAGUCGUACAUGAUGUAUGGAUUGCAGAUGUCGAGAACGAGUGUAUUUUGGGACUAGACUUUCUGAUUUCGAAUGACUGUGUUGUUGAUGUACAAGAAUCCUGUUUGCGUAUUGGCCCGGAAGAAAUUCGAUUCAAGGGGAUGACAGCCACAAAGAAAUCAGUUUGUCGCAGAGUGAUGGUUGCUGAAACAUGGUUGGUUCCACCGAAGAGCGAAGCGAUAAUUCCAGGAAUGCUGGACGGUGAUGGUAGUCCUGAAGAAGGUUGGGAGAAAUCAACCCUAGCAAGGAACCAGGAUUGUCCAGUGAUAUUCUCGUAG
This is a messenger RNA of Paramuricea clavata, 492 nucleotides long. NCBI's taxonomy places the organism in Eukaryota, Metazoa, Cnidaria, Anthozoa, Malacalcyonacea, Plexauridae. The record is from the annotation of a GenBank genome assembly.